Molecule: messenger RNA, 985 nt
Organism: Carica papaya (papaya)
Lineage: Eukaryota; Viridiplantae; Streptophyta; Magnoliopsida; Brassicales; Caricaceae
Product: CCT motif family protein
Biological process (GO): regulation of flower development
Cellular component (GO): nucleus
Molecular function (GO): DNA-binding transcription factor activity; protein binding
Source: RefSeq, a predicted model, not a curated record
UCCAAAACCACCAACUAAAUUAACUUUCAACACGCGCCAUGUACGGACACUUCGCCACCACCUCUUCGACUCUCGGCACCGACUCUUCGUCGCCGGACGUCAUAGCGCUGUCACAGUUCCCGUUACCUCCACCUCACCAACAGUUACUGAUUCCGUUACCCGACUGUCACACGCAACAACAGUACCACCACACCAACCACUGCCAGUACCACCAGCUUCUCGCUUCUGCCGAGUUCGACUCACUGAGCGAGGCUCUACGAACGCUCAACUCCGACAGUCCGAGCUCCGUGCAGCACACUAGCGGCAGCAGCAGCGGUUGCAGCAUUUGCAACUCGCCGAUUUACAGCACGCGGAAGCCGAGUCUGAUUCAAAGGAGCAUCAGCAGCCACAACGGGUUCUACGGUCAUUUCGGCUCGACCCGUGACCUGAUAGACCCGGGUUCCUGCCCCGUCAGGAGAGUGUUCAGCACCGGCGAUCUGCACCAUAGACAGAGAGGAGAGAGUCCAGUAUCAAGUGAGAGCAGCAUGAUAAUCGAAGCAAUGAGCAGAGCAUGUAGAUACAGUCCAGAGGAGAAGAAAGAGAGAAUUGAGAGAUACAGAAGCAAGAGAAAUCUCAGAAACUUCAACAAGAAAAUUAAGUAUGCAUGUAGGAAAACAUUGGCAGAUAGCAGGCCAAGAAUAAGAGGAAGAUUUGCAAGAAAUGAUGAAAUAGAGAAGAAUCCUCAAGCAGUGCUUCAAUGGAGUCAUAUGGGUGUCGAGGAAGAUGAAGAGUAUGAAGAUAAUUGGAUUAAUUAUCUUGAUUAAAUGAUUAAUAUUAUCUAAUCCUUAAUUAAUCAACCAUUUAGGAGAGUAAAUAUUUAAUUAAUAAUGAUUAAAUUUUCUAUAUCUCUCCAUAUGGUGGGGGUGUGAAUGUUUAAUUUCUAGAUUAGUUUUCUUGAAGUUUCUUGUCGUUGUAAUUUAAAUGCAGCCUUGUUAAUAUAUUGUAA